This is a messenger RNA of Penicillium waksmanii, 2379 nucleotides long. Its product is annotated as Ribosomal protein S18. Gene Ontology annotation, biological process: actin filament depolymerization; translation; positive regulation of actin filament depolymerization. The transcript is spliced from 5 exons. The record is from RefSeq and is a predicted model, not a curated record. NCBI's taxonomy places the organism in Eukaryota, Fungi, Ascomycota, Eurotiomycetes, Eurotiales, Aspergillaceae. Gene Ontology annotation, molecular function: actin filament binding; structural constituent of ribosome. The coding region runs from base 1 to 2379 and encodes 792 amino acids. Gene Ontology annotation, cellular component: ribosome; cortical actin cytoskeleton.
AUGUCUCUCAAUCUCUUAUCUCGGUCUUCGCUACUGCGCAGUGUCGCCAAUGCUGUCCCCUUGGCGUGUCGCUGGAGCUCGACCGCCGCCAUGAGUGCCUUCACCUCCCAGCGAAGCACAGGUCAACAGCAGAGUCCCCGAGUCUCCCGACGCCGCUUACCGAACCGCAUGCGACUUGUCGAAGAUCAAAAGGCACAGGGCGAGAGCCGUGCUUUGGAGAAAUUCCAGACUCGCGAGUGGAAGGCUGGUGAUGUUUAUUCUCCACACGAUCUCAGCCCGGCUGAGAUGAAGAAAUGGGGAAAGCGCAAGAGUCCCUCCCGGGAUGCCUUCGAUGCGUUGAACCUGAACCCAAUGAGUCUCUACAAGAACUUUGCCGUCAUGUCCGAAUAUGUUUCGCCCCUAGGCCGUAUCAAGCACCGCGACCAAACUGGUCUACGACCCGUCAACCAGCGCAAGAUCGCAAAGGCCAUCCGCCGAGCCAUGGGCCUCGGCCUCAUGCCCUCUGUCCACCGACACCCCGAAAUCCUGGCUGGAGAACUCAAGGCGAGGAUGGAGAACCAAUUCAUCUGGGCCGCGAGCCCCUCCACCACUCGUGGCCAGCCCACCCAGCUUGCAUCCGACUCCAAAGGCGAGCGACUUGCUUAUGCUUCCAACAAAUCCAUCUUCCUUCGAUCGAUCGAUGACCCCGCAGUCGCCAGACAAUACACCGAACACAAGGCCGCAACAACCGUCGCCCGCUUCUCCCCCUCAGGCUUCUACGUCGCCAGUGGUGACGCCGCCGGUGUCGUGAGAGUAUGGGACUGCGUCGGCGACGGCAUCACCAAGGGUGAAUACAGCAUCGUCAACGGCCGCAUCAACGACCUAGCAUGGGACGGUGAUUCGCAGCGCAUCAUCGCCGUCGGUGACGGAAAGCAACGCUACGGACACUGCAUCAGCUGGGACAGCGGCAACACCGUCGGAGAAAUCUACGGCCACACGCAACAAAUCAACUCGGUCUCCAUCAAACAGCAGCGGCCACUACGAGCCGCCGCCGCCGGCGACGAUAAGAAGCUGGUCUUCUACCACGGCGCACCAUUCAAAUUCAAUACCGGAAUCGGAGACAAGCACACGAACUACAUCUACGGCGUGGAAUUUAGUCCCGAUGGCUCGACUUUGGCUAGUGUUGGCGCAGAUCGCAAGAUCUGGCUCUACGAUGGCAAGACGGGUGAAGCGCGGGCCCAAAUUGGCGAGGGGGAGCAUAAGGGUAGUAUCUUUGGACUGUCGUGGUCGAAGGACUCGCGCAAAUUUGUCACUGCGAGCGCGGACCGGACUGUUAAGAUUUGGGAUGUCGAGGCUGGUAAAGCUACCCAGAGCUGGACUCUGGGUGAGGAGGGUGCGCUGGCUGUUCGCGACCAACAAGUUGGCGUUGUCUGGCCACCGGCUAGAAGCGAUAACCUGCUCAUCAGUUUGUCUUUGAGCGGUGAUCUGAAUUACCUGGUGGAGGGUACUCCUGAACCCCGACAGGUUGUUCAGGGCCACCAGAAGAAUAUUACCUCCCUGGGCCAAUCUACGGUGGACGGUAAGGAGACGCUGUGGACUGGUAGCUUUGACGGCCGCGUCUGUAGUUGGGACGCUGCUACUGGUAUCGCUGGCGAUAUCGAGGGUGAGGGUCACCCCGGUUACAUUGCCGGUCUGGCACCGACAUCCGAGGGCGCGGGCAGGAUUUACAGUGUCGGCUGGGACGACACAAUCCGCUCGAUUGAUGCCAGCGCGAAGACUUUCACCGGCACUGCUGCCAAGCUCGGCGGACAGCCCAAGGGUGUUGCGGCGGCUGAUAAGACCGUUCUUGUCGGUGCAGCUGAGUCUGUGGAAAUUUUCCAGGAUGGCAAGAAGACUGGCGAUUUCAAGAGUAAGGUCGACGUUACGACCGUCGCUGCUCAUGGCGCUAUUGCUGCUGUUGGUGGUGAGGACGGAUCGGUUCAGAUCUGCAACAUCUCCAGCUCGGGCUUGUCCGUCCAGUCUGAGAUCGCGGCUUCGCGUGACCAGAUCUCUCAACUUGCCUUCUCCCCCGACGGUGCUAACCUAGCUAUUGGAAAUGGACGAGGACGUAUCGUUGUCUACAAGGUGGCUGAUGGAAGUCUCGUCACUGAUCGCUGGACGGCACACACAGCUCGCGUCACUUCCCUUGCUUGGAACCAGGCCGGUUCCCAUGUUGUUAGCGGAUCUUUGGAUACCAAUAUCUUUGUCUGGAGCUUGGCUAAGCCUGGUACCAAGUUGGAGGUUAAGAAUGCUCAUAAGGAGGGAGUUAACGGUGUGGCUUGGGUUGAUGCCAGCUCUAAGAUUGUUUCUGCGGGUGUCGAUGCUGCAGUUAAGGUGUGGAAGGUGGAGGGCCUGCAAUAG